Molecule: messenger RNA, 717 nt
Organism: Xyrichtys novacula (pearly razorfish)
Lineage: Eukaryota; Metazoa; Chordata; Actinopteri; Labriformes; Labridae
Source: the annotation of a GenBank genome assembly
GGUUUCAUUACGACACUGAAUAGCCAAGAUGACCAGUCUCACUGAAAAGGACAAGGCCAGAAUCCGUGCCUUCUGGGAUAAAAUAUCUCCGAGGGCUGAGGAUAUCGGCACUGAUGCUCUGGCUAGGUAAAUAUCUUCUGAAGUCUCUCUAACUUUGAUUCAUGUUCAUGACUGAUCUAUCUGUUUGAUUUUCUACAGGAUGCUGAUAGUGUACCCCCAGACCAAGACUUACUUUGCCCACUGGAAAGACCAGAGCCCUACCUCUGACUCUGCUAAAAAGCACGGGAUAACUGUGAUGGGUGGAGUUGGCUUUGCUGUGUCCAAACUGGACAACAUAAAGGAGGGUCUGCUGAACCUGAGCGAGCUGCACGCCUUCACCCUGCGUGUGGACCCCGCCAACUUCAAGGUGCAGAGUCACAAAGAUUACACAUGACGGGCUGGGAUUCAUACAAAGUUUUCCUCAAAUUCAGCUUUUGGAGUUUUCAGACUGUUUUAUGAUUACCCUCUUUUACAGAUCAUCUCCCACUGCAUCAUGGUGGUUAUGGCCAUCAUGUUCCCUCAGGACUUCACCCCUCAGGUCCAUGUGUCCAUGGAUAAGUUCCUGGCCUGUCUGGCUCUGGCCCUGGCUGAGAAGUACAGAUAAACAGCAGGAGAAACAGUCAGACUGCAGCAUGAGUUCACAGUGCAAAAUGUUGAAUAAAUGCGUGAAAAAAAGCA